Messenger RNA from Octopus bimaculoides (California two-spot octopus), 3047 nucleotides. RefSeq lists its product as uncharacterized. Gene Ontology annotation, cellular component: cytoplasm. The record is from RefSeq and is a predicted model, not a curated record. Lineage: Eukaryota; Metazoa; Mollusca; Cephalopoda; Octopoda; Octopodidae.
AUGAGAUCUCCUAAUGACAAUGCAGAGCAAUUUCUCAAUGACACAGUCAAAGAACUGCAGACACAACAUCAGAAUGAAAUCAGUAAAAUUGAAGAAGAGCACUGCAGAGUUAUCAAAGAAAUUGAAGAGAACCACAGAAACCAGUUUGAAAAUUGCAAACAGGAAAUGGAGUCUCAAAUAGAAAGCUUGAAAGAACAUAAUUCCUCUCUCCAGAGUGCUUUCAAUUCAUACCGAGCUACUCUUCUAGAAGAAAUGGAAAAAGAAUGGUCUUAUAAGCAGCAAGAGCACGAUAAGAAGUUAGAGGCAGAAUUUCAAGAGCAAAUCAAUGCUUUGCGAGAACGUCUUGAGAAAGAAAAGGAGUCAGCAAUUGAUAAUUUGAUGAAAGAACAUCGUGAGCAAGAAGAGCAAAUGAAAAAGGAACAUGAAGAAAAACUGGAGUCAAUGGCACAAUACUAUCACAAUGUGAUGCAAGAAUUAAAAGAAAUGAAUUCUCUGAGACAUAAACUGAAAAAUACGCAGAUGGAACUUGAAUUCUUAAAAGAUUCUCAUGCUGACCUUCAAAAGCAUUUUAACAACAUGAAUAAGGAAUUUACCAAUACUCGAGGACAGUUGAAAGCUUUUGAAGAUAAUUUUGACAAAAAAGUUGAUGAAGUUGAUGACCGUUAUAAGCUGAAAAUCAAUAACCUCUUGAUGAUGAAUUCAGAGCUUCGGACAACAUUUCGAAAGAAAUGUGAAGAAUUAGCAACUGAGAAAUACUGUGCAAGCCAACGCCAGGAAGUUAAUAUUAAAAAGAUCAAGGACACAAUAGAGAGUUGCCGACAGAAGAAAACAGAGAUUCCCAACGUUCCUGGUUUCCAAAUUCCAUCUCAACCAGCCGACAAAGAAACUGCUGUUGAAACUACGACAGACUCUGCAAAAGACUACCAUCAGUUACUAGACAAAGAUUUCUUCAAAUGGACUGACAUAGUUAAAUCGCUUAAUUAAUUUAUUGCUUGGUUAAUCUUUUGACUAUGUUCAUUUCAAUAAUACUACUCUCUUAACACUUUUUUUUUUACAGUUUUUCCAUGCAAUCAGGAGUGGAUUAAGCCUUUAGAUUUCAGAUUAUUCGGUCAAAUGUAAUAAUUAUUUAGAUUGUUUUGAGUUAAUCAUAUAUUAUCUCCUGGCUUCAAGAUUUUGAUGAUGCUAUUUUUUUUGUUUUUAGAAUGACAUUGUAGGGUAGGUGUGAAAUGUUAGAUCUGGCCAGUUUGAACAUAAGUGAGGCAAAAUAUUUUGGCUGGAUAUGGCUGGCUUAAAUGCUAAAGGGUUUUCAAAAAUUUACAAAAGAGAAGUUAGUUCCCAUAUCCGUUGUAAAUUUGCAAAAUGCAAAAAUUGCAAAUUGACAGACAUGUUGGCAAGACAGCUAUUAUGCUAAAAUGAUGAAUUGUCAACAUCAGGAGUAUUUCAAAAUAUGAUGGAAUAUUUACUCUUUGGCCUGGAUUUAGUUUAAAAAUAGAAUAUGUGAUGGCCAAUAAUGUAAUGGUCUUCCAACUUUAAGGAAAAAGUGAGGCACAGGUUUUCCCUUGGAGGACAAUUGUAGGAGGCAACAGAUAGUUGAAAUCAUGUAAAGGAUUUCAUUUACUUGAUUCUCUGAUUUGCAUUUGUGAUUAAUAACAAAAGUUUAAACUGCAUGAGUGCCAGAUAACUUCAAAAGUUCAAUAUGUGCAAGUUUUUGUGUUAAGUUUUUGAAAUUCAGGAACAGAAAGAUAAGGAGAUCAGAUAAGUUUAUUUUGGGUUAUAUUUUGAUUAAAGAAUUCAUCAUCAUCAUCAUCGUUUAACAUCCGCUUUCCAUGCUAGCAUGGGUUGGACGAUUUGACUGAGGACUGGUGCAACCGGAUGGCUACACCAGGCUCCACAUUUUAAUUUCCACUUUCCCAUGCUUGCAUGAGUUGGAUGGAGUUGAAUUUGAGUGAAUUUUUUUAUGGUUAGAUGCUCUUCCUGUUGCCAACAUUCACCUGUUUCGAAGCAAGGUAAUAUUUCUUCAUGGUCAGACAUGUUCUCAUAGGAUACCGGAAAUGAAUGAUACUGCUUUUAUGACAGUGACAAUCAAUUUACAAUUAUCACAUGAUAUCAAGACAAGGAGACACAAAUAUACACACACUCACAUACACAUGUAUAUACAAGCUUCUUUCAGUUUCACUCACAAGGCUUUGAUUGGCCCAAGGCUAUAGUAGAAGACACUUACCCAAGGUGCCAUGCAGUGAGACUGAACCUAUACCCUUGUGGUUGGGAAGUGGACUUCUUACCAUACAGCCAUGCUUAGGCCUGUCUGUGAUGGUUGAUAAUUAGUGAGGAUUUUCAUUAACUAGAAAUCAUCAAUAUUUGUUCUAAUAACACUUUUAGUUUUCCAUUUUCUCAAUAUCACACCAAGAUAAUUAUCUACAUUCUCCUCACCACUGAAAAUUCCUGAUAACAUAUGAAUCCUAUAAUCUUUUCAACUUAUCUAAAGCCAUUUUAUAUUUCACUUAGUCACUUCUAUUUUAAUUUUCCUUCUGCAUUUUUAAUAUAAGUUUCUUACACAACCAAAUACUUCAAGGUUUGAUCCCCACUGUGACACCGUAGGCAAAUGUAUAUAGAGAUGUACACAUCCACUUCUAAGCUAUUGGUCCAUGUGAAAUUACAGAAGCUUGGUAUGUGUGUCUGUCUGUGUUUUCUGUAUUCAUGCUUACACUAGACAAAAAACUGUUGUUGUUUAUGCUUUACAGUUUAUAUCCUGUAACUUAGCAGGUUGACAAAUAGCAACCACUAACACAUAUACUUGACUGAAAUAAGAACUGGGUCAAUAUAAUCAACUAAAACCACUUAAAGAGGGCACAGUCCAAUAACUGAAACUAGAAAAAGAAAAAAGUUUUUUAAAACUUUUUAUACUUUGAAAAAACUUCUGGAAAUAAAAAUAAUUUAAAUAGAAUAAUUAAAUAAAAUAAAAAAUAAAAAUAAAAAAUCUUUUUAUUAUAUCAAAUAAUUCUUUUAUUUGAUUUAUUGGAAUAAAAAUGAAAACAUAUUUAAAAUUU